UUUGUUCUUAACUGAUCUGCCUAGUUAAAUAAAGGUAAAAUAAAAAACAUGUUGUUUUCCACUCAGGAAAAAAAUGAAAUAGAGUUUGAAUGUAGUCUUUGCUUUGUGGCAUAGCUCAACAUUUUUUUGAACUAUUUUUAUAAAGACUUUGAUAGUACUAGAAAGGGUAAGAGUGKCUCUUUUUUUUGUAAGAUACAGAAUCUGCACAAAUGGUCAAUGACUGGAAGUGACAAUAUUAUCAAUAGCUAGAAAUGACCACUAUUUAGCAGUAUUGGCGCUUUUGUUGAAAUAUUGAAGCAGCUUCCGGGUCACAGUUCAAGUAAACUUAAAAAAAACUAAAAAACAUGGAUCCUAACAAAACGGACAACGCGUCUGAGCAGAGUGAUGGAGAUAUGGCCUCUAUCAUGGGAUUCUCUGGCUUUGGAAAGAAAGCUCGCACCUUUGACCUGGAUGCCAUCUUUGAGCAGACCCGAAGAACAGCAAUCGAGAGGAGUCAACAAGUAUUAGAGGAGAGGCAGAAAGAGGAMAUUGGGGAGAGCUCCCAUACAGCCAAGGCAUCAAGCUCCAAACAGAGAGACAGAGCCCCUGCCCCUGCACCCAGGAAGAAGGAGGAGAGCAGUAGUGGCAGCGGCAGCAGUGACUCAGACUCUGACUCAGAACUUAUUGGCCCCCCAGUGCCCAAACAACUGACUGGUCAGGAGGAUGAUGAGGACUUAGUGGGGCCACCACUACCACCAGGGUACAGAGGAAGCACAGCUGACGAUGAAGACGACGACGACGAUGAUGAUGAUAUGCAGGAUGAUGAAGAUGAUAGUCCAGUGAAGAAGAUUCCAGACACUCAUGAGAUUACUCUGCAGCAUGGCACCAAAACAGUGUCGGCCUUGGCAUUGGACCCCUCUGGAGCCCGUCUGGUCACCGGGGGAUACGACUUUGACGUGCGCUUCUGGGACUUUGCUGGGAUGGAUGCAGCUCUGAAUUCCUUCAGAACAAUACAGCCCUGCGAAUGCCACCAGAUCAGGUCCCUGCAAUACAGCAUCACUGGUGAUGUCAUCCUGGUGGUCUCUGGGAAUGCCCAGGCCAAGGUGUUGGACCGAGACGGGUUCCCGGUCAUGGAGUGUCCCAAGGGAGACCAGUACAUCGUGGACAUGGCUAACACCAAGGGUCACACUGCCAUGCUGAACAGCGGCUGUUGGCACCCCAAGAUUAAGGACGAGUUUAUGACCUGCUCCAACGACGGUACUGUUCGCACAUGGGACCUGAACUCUAACAAGAAGCACAAGAUGUGCUUCAAACCCCGCUCCCUGCAGGGGAAGAAAGUCACGCCCACAUGUUGCACCUACAGCCGAGACGGGAAGCUGGUGGCAGCCGGCUGCCAGGACGGAACCAUCCAGAUCUGGGACAGGAMCCUCAGCGUCCACACCAAGUUCCACUGUCGCCAGGCCCACGCCCCAGGAACAGACACCUCCUGUCUCACCUUCUCCUACGACGGGACAACACUGGCCUCUCGAGGAGGUGAUGACACUCUAAAGACCUGGGACAUCCGUAACUUCAAGAAGCCUCUGAAUGUGGCUACAGGGCUUUCCGCCUUCUUCUCCAUGACAGACUGCUGUUUCAGCCCUGAUGACAAGCUGCUGGUGACGGGGACGUCGGUGAAGAAGGACGAGGGCAACGGGAAGCUGGUGUUCUUUGACAGAGCCUCCUUCCAGAAGGUUUAUGAGAUAGAUGUCACCAACGCGGGUGUGGUGCGGUGUCUCUGGCAUCCCAAGCUGAAUCAGAUUAUGGUGGGGACUGGAAACGGACUGGCUAAGGUCUACUACGACCCUGUCAAGAGUCACAGGGGAGCUAAGCUGUGUGUGGUGAAGAGCAAGAGGAAAGAGAGGCAAGCGGAGACACUGACGCAAGACUACAUCAUCACACCCCAUGCUCUUCCCAUGUUCCGCGAGGCCCGGCAGCGCAGCACCAAGAAACAGCUGGAGAAAGACAGACUGGACCCAAUGAAGUCCCACAAGCCUGAACCCCCUGUCACUGGACCAGGUCGUGGUGGUCGUGUGGCAGCCCAUGGAGGUACUCUGUCCUCUUUCAUUGUAAACAUUGCUCUGGACAAAACAGACGAUAGCAAUCCUCGCCAGGCCAUCCUCCGACACGCCAAGGAGGCCUCCGAAAACCCCUACUGGGUCGCCCCUGCCUACACCAAGACCCAACCAGAUGCCAUCUUUCAAGAGGAGGAAGAGUCUGAUGAAGAGGCUGACAAGGAACCAGAGUGGAAGAAACGCAAGAUCUGAGCCGCAGCAACCCCUUUUGUGUGUGUUUGUGCACAGGUGUGUUUGGAUAUGUGCAUGUUUUUGUACUUGACUGUACUUGAAUCAAAUGUAGUGCCGUUUAUGAUCUCCUGAGAAACAGUAAUAAAAGGGACAGUUCAUCCAAGUCACACUCGCA
Salvelinus sp. IW2-2015 is the source of this 2436-nucleotide messenger RNA. Its product is annotated as WD repeat-containing protein 70-like. Gene Ontology annotation, molecular function: protein binding. Gene Ontology annotation, cellular component: nucleus; site of double-strand break. NCBI's taxonomy places the organism in Eukaryota, Metazoa, Chordata, Actinopteri, Salmoniformes, Salmonidae. The record is from RefSeq and is a predicted model, not a curated record.